Messenger RNA from Entelurus aequoreus (snake pipefish), 6575 nucleotides. Its product is annotated as proline-rich transmembrane protein 3-like. NCBI's taxonomy places the organism in Eukaryota, Metazoa, Chordata, Actinopteri, Syngnathiformes, Syngnathidae. The transcript has 3 exons. Bases 341 to 2287 code for a protein of 648 amino acids. The record is from RefSeq and is a predicted model, not a curated record.
CGGGGGGUUGUUGGCGAGCGACAAUUAAAAUGUCAUAAUUUCUCAUACGGUUUACUUAAUUUUCAUUUGAAUUAUAGAGGAUCUUUGAGAAUGUGUUCCAUGUAAUUCACUUCAACUGUGAUCCAGUCCUUGCAUUGUUUUGGUGUUGAUUGCAGGCAGCAUGGCGAUGGGAGGCGGCCAAGUAAGCAGCCGGUGCAGUAAGAAGAAUAAGCUUGAUGGUCUGCAGUGGUGAACGUCAUCAGAGAGCAGCAAGCAGGCGCCCGAGGAGCGAGGACCUGCUUCACAUGAUGCAUCCAUGAAGGCAUAAGGAUUUACAGGUUUCGGAUCCGACUGGACAAAGAUGGGGUGUCCCUCUCUGCUCCUCAUUACUCUGACUGCGUGUCUCCCUUCACUUGGAAGCUUGUCAGACUCAUAUUCCUGGACAGAGACGUCCAUUCGUCGAGUGAGUGAAACAGAACGUAGCAGCGUGGGCAGCAGGGCAAACCGAUUGGAUGGCACAAUCCGUCCCUUUGCAGAGGAGCAGGCCAGAAACCAAGAUGAGUUGACCCCGACUGGAAGCGCCGCCAUCACUAGACCUCAGUUAAUUGGGCCUGGAGCCUCUGGAGCAGCAGACGCUAAUUCUUCCCUUACAAUACGCAGUCGUCUAGGAGUAAAGUCCCUGGACCGUCUCUGCAAAACUGCAAGUGUUGAUAACAGAUCCCUAACUGAUGAAGACCACCCAGUCCAAACUCGUGUGGUUUCCUCUGCGACAAAGGACAACUUGUCGAGAUAUGGACGACCAUGCAUCCAAAGUCCUUGUGUCCGUCUUACCAACUACAACGGCACUAACCUGCAGUGGGACGACAUGAGACGCACGCUGGCGUUCGCCUGGGAAAUCCACGUCUUCGGCUCAGCCAGCCUCUUUAUUCUGAUGGCGUCUUUGGCUGUUUUAGGACUAGUCGGUGCCUCCACUCUACCUUACCCCCACUGCGGCACUCUGAUGCUGGCUAACAGCGCCCUGAUUGUGGGGGGUGCCGUGCGGGCAGUCCACCUACUGCUGGAUCCUUACGGGACGUGUCAGAUCGUGUCUCACGCCACGCUGGCGGCGCUGCAGAAUGUCCCCAUGCAGCUUCUCCCGUGGGCUCAGGUCACCCUUACGCUUGUCACGCCCAGGCGGUUCAAAUUGUUCCUGUUCCCGGUGAUGCUGCAGAAGCCUCAGGUGGUCGCAGGGCUGCUUGUCUCACACUGCACUGUUCUCCUAGCAGCAGACUUACAUUUCACUGAUUUAUUGCCACUGCUCCCUCUUUUCCUGCAGACUCUAUCCCUCUGCUGGGGCCUCCCGUUCUGCAUGGAAAUCCUCACCAAGUCCCUUUCCCAUUUAAACAUCUUCUACAGGUCUUCACUUCCUCGGGGGGUUUCUACACAGAGGAUCGAGAUGUGCGCAAAGCGAGUCACAGCAGUGUGCGCCUCCCUGGGCAUUGUUUGCUGUAGCCUUCAGAUUUGCAGUCUCCUGUGGCUCUACGGGCUGAUGGGGAACUGGAGGCGCUUCGGUUGGGGCUGGUGGCUAGGUCAGUUCUGGGCUAGAAUUCUGGAGUUAGCUUGGGGCUUCUCCUUGCUCGUCUUGGGUUCCUGGAUCUUCUGGAUGCCCUCCAGGAGACGUGGCCAACGCGAGGUGUCCAAGACGACAAGCUGGUGGGACAGGGUCUUAGCCAGCGUCCAACAAGGGCGGCUCAAGCGGAAUGAGAAGAAAUGGAGAGUGCUGAUGCCAAACAACUUGGCUAAGCAUCAUUUGUCAGGAGCGAGUUUCAUCACGAGUCCUUAUGAAAACCAACCAUCUGUCGUUGUAACAGAAUACAAGUGCGAUCCCUCCGGCAUCAGCAAUGGUGACACACAGGCAGCGUUCCUGCAAAAAGUGAGUGAGCGUGAAUGUAUUCUCUCCUUCAUUGAGCUUGACACGAGGUCGCCAUCUCCCGUUAACCCGAGGCGCAGCAUGGACAAUGCCCUCCAUCACGGACAGCUUCUAGCCGGUAGUCUGUUUACACCUCCUCCUCCUUCAUGGACGCACUCUGACGAUGAGAACGGCACUACGGCUUUCCCUCCGGCCUAUGUUGGCUACGGCUGGAUGAUAGACACGGAAUCCAUCCCCGCAUCUCUGGAUCAUUUCCAAGCCAGGGAGCCGUCACAGAUCACGGAUAACGGUUGUAACGACAAGUCUCCGAAAACCCAUCAGGAAGAGGAGUUUUCUUCAAGGUUAUCAACGCCGUCAUAUUCAAAUGAUUGGUCCGAUGAAGACGUCACCAACUUUUAAGACGUAACAUCUUUAAUCUGAGGUCUUCAACACGGGGUCCGCAAAGGUACUGCAGGGGUGUUUUGAAAUUUUUUGAUGGAUUAUACCAGGGGUCCCCAAACUACGGCCGAAUACAGCCCUCCAGCAUCCAAAAUCUGGCCUGCGGGAAGUCUCAAGUUUUUUUUUCAUUUGUCCGACCGCUUCGAUGUUAGCUACCUCUCUUUGUUUAUAAUGUCUAUUUUUCUGUUGGAUCUACUCUCUAUUUCAUUUUUGCUGCAGCGGUUACAUAUACUGUAAUACUGUACAUCAGGAGUGUCCGACUCAUUUGAGUUCAGGGGCCGCAUGGAGGAAAAUCUGUGCACAAGCGGGCCGGACUAUUAAAAUCAUAGCAUUAAAACUAAAACAUAAAGACAACUUCAGAUUGUUUUCUUUGUCUUACUUUGGCCAAAAAUAGAACAAACACAUUCUGAAAAUAUGACAAUAAAAGUAUAGAAAACAAUACCCGGCAGCGAUAAAGUUUAGAUCAGGGGUCUCCAAACUACGGCCCGUGGGCCGAAUACGCCACAGUGUCAGGCGAGCGUGCACACGCGGCGCACUAUUUUAGUCAAUUAAUGUGUGAGGAAUAUAUAUAUAUAUAUAUAUAUAUAUACACACACACACACACACACACACACACACACACACACACACACACACACACACACACACACACACACACACACACACACACACACACACACACACACACACGCACGCGCACACACACGACCCGGCCCCCGGCCAAAUUUUUUUAACUCAAUGCAGCCCCCGAGUCAAAAACUUUGGGGACCCCUGGAUUAGACAUUUUUAUACAUGUUUCUUUGUAGAAUUCCCCCACAAUUUUUACACAAACUUAAAUGUCUUUAAAUGCAUUACAUUUAUAAAGUUGAAUUAAUUUAAUAUAAAGUACAAUAAUUAAAUUAAAUGAACAUUGAUCAAACACACUGAGUUUGGAAAUCACUGUACAAUGCAGAUUUGAAAUAAAAACAUGAAUAAUAAUUUUAGAGUGUCUUCCCUGAGAUUGGUAGGUCGUGAGUUCAAACCCCGGCCGAGUCAUACCAAAGUCUAUAAAAAUGGGACCCAUUACCUCCCUGCUUGGCACUCAGCAUCAAAGGUUUGAAUUGGGGGUUAAAUCACAAAAAUGAUUCCCGAGCGCGGCCACCGCUGCUGCUCACUGCUCCCCUCACCUCCCAGGGGGUGAAACAAGGGGAUGGGUCAAAUGCAGAGGGUAAUUUCACCACACCUAGUGUGUGUGUGACUAUCAGUGGUACUUUAACUUUAACUUUAUCAUCAUGUUAACGUUAAAGGCCUACUGAAACCCACUACUACCGACCACGCAGUCUGAUAGUUUAUAUAUCAAUGAUUAAAUCUUAACAUUGCAACACAUGCCAAUACGGCCGGGUUAACUUUUAAAAGUGCAAUUUUAAAUUUCCCGCGAAACUUCCGGUUGAAAACGUCUCGGUAUGAUGACGUUUGCGCGUGACGUCACGGAGUGAACGGAAGUAUUCGGACCCCAUUGGAUCCAAUACAAAAAGCUCUGUUUUCACCACAUAAUUCCACAGUAUUCUGGACAUCUGUGUUGGUGAAUCUUUUGCAAUUUAUUUAAUGAACAAUGAAGACUGCAAAGAAGAAAGCUGUAGGUGGGAUCGGUGUAUUAGCGGCGGACUACAGCAACACAACCAGGAGGACUUUGAGAUGGAUAGCAGACGCGCUAGCCGGCGACCUCACCUUGACUUCCUCCGUCUCCGGGGCGCCGACCGCAUCUAUGAUCGGGUGAAGUCCUUCGUCGCUCCGUCGAUUGCUGGAACGCAGGUGAGCACGGGUGUUGAUGAGCAGAUUAGAGCGUAGGUGGAUAGCUAAUGUUUUUAGCAUAGCUCUGUCGAGGUCCCGUAGCUAAGUUAGCUUCAAUGGCGUCGUUAGCAACAGCAUUGUUAAGCUUCGACAGGCUGGAAAGCAUUAACCGUGUAGUUACAUGUCCAUGGUUUAAUAGUAUUGUUGAUCUUCUGUCUAUCCUUCCAGUCAGGGGUUUAUUUCUUUUGUUUCUAUCUGCAUUUAAGCACGAUGCUAUCACGUUAGCUCCGUAGCUAAAGAGCUUCGCCGAUGUAUUGUCGUGGAGAUAAAAGUCACUGUGAAUGUCCAUUUCGCGUUCUCGACUCUCAUUUUCAAGAGGAUAUAGUAUCCGAGGUGGUUUAAAAUACAAAUCCGUGAUCCACAAUAGAAAAAGGAGAAAGUGUGGAAUCCAAUGAACCCUUGUACCUAAGUUACGGUCAGAGCUAAAAAAGAUACGUCCUGCACUGCACUCUAGUCCUUCACUCUCACGUUCCUCAUCCACGAAUCUUUUAUUCCUCGCUCAAAUUAAUGGGGUAAUCGUCGCUUUCUCGGUCCGAAUCGCUCUCGCUGCACUGUAAACAAUGGGUAAAUGUGAGGAGCCCUUCAGCCUGUGACGUCACGCUACUUCCGGUACAGGCAAGGCUUUUUUUUAUCAGCGAUCAAAAGUUGCGAACUUUAUUGUUGAUGUUCUCUACUAAAUCCUUUCAGCAAAAAUAUGGCAAUAUCGCGAAAUGAUCAAGUAUGACACAUAGAAUGGAUCUGCUAUCCCCGUUUUAAAAAAAAAAAUUAAUUUCAGUAGGCCUUUAAGAUAGGUAGCAAUUUACACUCUAGUUGACAUCCAGCGAUUAGAGGCACUUGCUGCCACCUAAGGAUAAGCAUGUUAGUUGCCAGCUAGCUAUAAGCGGUGCUAUACUAAAUUAUUUGAAUAUCUUAGCGUUGCACAAUAACAAGAUAUCUUUAGGACCAGGUUAAUCGCUCCAUCAGUUUAAGGGUCAGCGAGACAACAUUGUCCUAAAUUAUAGUGGAACCUCGAUUUACGAACCCCCCCUUUUUUUCAAAGUUUUCGAUUCAUGAACUACUAGAACCAAGUCUACGUGCGAACCAUGUCUCUGUGUAUGAACGCUACAUUCAUUCAUUUUGUGUCCCCCUGGCAACCAUUUUUUGGUUGCUCGUAAUGAGGAGAUUGAGGAAGCCGGCUUCAUACCACAGCAAGUUUUUAAUUGUGAUGAGACCGGACUUUUCUGGAAAAACAUGCCAAAGUGUACUUAAAAAAUGUUUUUAUAUUUGAUCUAUUGACCUGAUGUUACCAUCAUUACAUGAUGAAAGGUGGCCCAAAUGUAUACACUAUAAUUUAAAUAAAUUAUGAACUAUGUGAGCAUAUAGAAAAUAACAGAAGUAAGUUCUUACAACAUACUAAUUAAAUAUGAGCUGACACAACUCUUGAAUUUGUCCAUGUUGGAAGUUACAGAAAAUAUGUGUGUGGGAAUUGAAUUCCACGGCCGUGGUGUCUUUGGUAUAUGUAGGAAGACUGAUUAAGAUCUGUGUUAGACCUUGUUACAGUGACUCUGUAGGGGUGUGCAGUUUCAGAAGAUCGUGUCGUUCGAACAUUGCAGACCGAUUUUACUUUUUUUAAAUAUUUGUAAUUGUAGCAAUAUGCUUGUUAAAGUUAAGCAUAUUUGUGAUUGUUGAUCUGUUUGUGAGGGCAGUUGAUCCACCACCCUCUAGUUAUUUGUGUUUGAUUUACAGUAAUGUAUAGCACUUUAUAUUGUGUUCAAAGUGUACAAACCUUAACUUAAAUAUGGACUUUUGUCGAGGUUGGGACCCAUUAUUUAUGUUUACAUUUAUUGUUUCUUAUAGAGAGAUUUGCUUCACUAUAAAAACUUUUACUAACCCUGUUAAUUAAUCAAUUGAGUUUGUAAAUCGAGGUUCCACUGUGUUAGCAAUUAGCACUGGCACUGACAUUGGCCCCUUUGCACACACUUUGUCUUUGCACCAAACACACCUGCCUUGCUGUACGGCAGAAAUUGUUUAUUCAGAAAAAUAAAAGGAUGCAGGGGAAAACACUGUGAUAUAUUUUGUACAUUAAAUAUGCUAACACCUGACCAAUAUAGGUCAAUAUAUGCAAAUUUCGACAAAACAACAGGUCACUUUUUAGGCACCCCAUACUAGUCGCCCCACACGUUGGACACCCCUGUUGUGUGGGGAAUUGGGAACGCAUAUGUUUGGAUGCACUUUUUUAUGCUAUUGAAUGACAAUCUGUGUUUAGUUACAAAUUACUGUGAUUGGUUGGCGACCAGCCCAGGGUGUACCUUGCCUCUAUACCGAAGUCAGCUGGGAUAGGAUCCAGCUUCCUUAAUGAGGACUGGAGGUAUGGAAAGUGAAUGGCUAAAUGAUUUACAAAUGACAAGCAUAAAAAGAGGUAAUCUAAGUUACAAAAAAA